AUGGCCUUACAUGUGGAAAGAGAAGUACAUUCAAAGCUUUAUGUGUCCUGCCUUCUGCUCCUUUGCUGGGGGUGGGGGGGUCCCCUGAGUGGGUGGCUGUCAAUGUUGCCCUGGUACAGAUGGUCACUUACUGUGUGGUGUUGGGUACUCUGAGCGAGGAAUGACCAAAACUUGACUGCCUAUGAUGCACUGCAUCGGUCUCUCCUUUACAAAUGGACAGCCUCAACUCCAGAGGUGAACCGCCUUAGUCAUAAUUGCCUAGUAGGUGGUGGGGAGAAGUUCGUCUUGCUCUGCCGUUCAGCGGCACGUGGUGGGUGCACCCCAAGACUGGAGUAGGUCAUGGUGGGGCCACGCAUGGCUCUGAUCCUCAGGGGGACCUGGGCUAUCUACCAUGCUCCAUGUUCCAUCAGCUGAAGACCAGCGGGGUGGCUUAGAAACCGAGUACACGUGAAGGCCCACGUCAACCCGAUCACUCGCAACCCAACUAAAGGAAAAACCAGAUUCCACCCCUCCCCAUACAUCCUCGGGCUACACGGGGCCCGUAGUCAAAAUGGCGGCGUGGGCGUCAGCCACCUCCUGCCCUUUUCCAUCAUGGCGGCGGCCUGACCCGCCUCCCCAGGCGCUGGAGUCAUAUGACCCACACAAUGGCUGUGAGCCCACGGGAGGCUUCCCGGCAACGCCGAAUCCAAGACAUGACAGCCGCCGCGGGUUCGGCGGGCCGCGCCGCGGUGCCUCUGCUGCUGUGCGCGCUGCUGGCGCCCGGCGGCGCGUACGUGCUGGACGACUCCGACGGGCUGGUGCUAAUUUUGAUCGAGAACGUUAAGGCUCAACACUUAAAAGUUUCUGGUUUUAUUGGAUUCAAUGAGAGGGACCUUACAUCUUUCAAUUCAACUCAGAACAAACCUGAAGGCUUAUGUGCUGCAGUUCGGCCUGACUGGCAAAGCAAAUUCUGCCCAGCAACUUUGGAAAUGAACUGUACUUGUCUAAGAGGUAGCCAGGCAACCUCCCGACUUUUAGUAAGUUACCCAGAGCCCUUUCGUUCUGAAAUAUUGGAUUAUCUCUUUAAGCCAAAUUUUGGUGCCUCUUUGCAUAUUCUGAAAGUGGAAAUAGGCGGUGAUGGGCAAACAACAGAUGGAACUGAGCCCUCUCACAUGCACUAUACAUUAGAUGAGAAUUAUUUUCGAGGCUAUGAGUGGUGGUUAAUGAAGGAAGCUAAGAAGAGGAACCCUGAUAUUAUACUUAUGGGGUUGCCAUGGUCAUUCCCUGGAUGGCUGGGCAAAGGCUUAAACUGGCCUUACAAAAAUAUUCAGCUGACUGCCUACUAUAUCGUGAGCUGGAUUGUGGGUGCCAAGCAUUACCAUAAUUUAGACAUUGAUUAUAUUGGAAUUUGGAAUGAAAGGUCAUUUGAUGUCAAUUAUAUCAAGGUAUUAAGAAGGAUGCUGAACUACCAGGGUUUCCAGCAAGUGAAAAUCAUAGCAAGUGAUAAUCUUUGGGAGCCUAUUUCUUCUUCUAUGCUGUUUGACCCUGAACUCUUGAAGGUGAUUGAUGUAAUAGGGGCUCAUUAUCCUGGAACCCUUUCAGUACACAAUGCACAGCUGACUGGGAAGAAACUUUGGUCUUCUGAAGAUUUUAGUACAUUAAACAGUGAUGUGGGCGCAGGCUGUUGGGCUCGAAUAUUAAAUCAGAAUUAUAUUAAUGGCUAUAUGACUUCGACAAUCGCUUGGAAUUUGGUGGCUAGUUACUAUGAAGAAUUGCCUUAUGGACGAUGUGGACUGAUGACUGCGCAGGAGCCGUGGAGUGGGCACUAUGUAGUGGAAUCUCCCAUUUGGGUGUCAGCACAUACAUCUCAGUUUACUCAACCAGGUUGGUACUACUUGAAGACAGUUGGCCAUUUAAAACAAGGAGGAAGCUAUGUAGCUCUGACUGAUGGCUUAGGUAACCUCACCAUCAUCAUUGAAACUAUGAGUCACAAACAUUCUAUGUGUAUCCGGCCAUUUCUUCCCUAUUACAAUGUAUCACAACAAUUGGCUACCUUUUUUCUUCAGGGAACUCUUAGUGAUAUACCAGAGCUACAGGUGUGGUAUACUAAGCUUGGAAUACCAUCUGAGAGAUUCCUUUUUAAACGACUGGAUUCUAUAUGGCUCCUCGACAGUGGUGGCACUUUCACGUUGGAACUGCAAGAGGAUGAGAUAUUCACGCUCACCACUCUCACCACAGGUCGGAAAGGCCAGUUCCCAUUUCCUCCCAAAUCCCGGCCCUUCCCAUCUAUCUAUGAUGAUGAUUUCAAUGUUGAGUACCCAUUUUUUAGUGAAGCUCCAUUUUUUGCUGAUCAGACGGGUGUAUUUGAGUACUACAUGAACACUGAAGACCCAGGAGAGCAUCAGUUCACUCUACGACAAGUUCUCAAUCAACGCCCGAUUACUUGGGCUGCUGAUGCUUUCAGUCCAAUCAGCAUUAUAGGAGAUUACCAAUGGACCAAUCUCACUAUUGAGUGUGAUGUUUAUAUAGAGACUCCAGAGAAGGGAGGUGUAUUCAUUGCAGGAAGAGUAAACAAAGGUGGUAUUUUGAUCAGAAGUGCCACAGGAGUUUUCUUCUGGAUUUUUGCAAGUGGAUUUUACAGACUUACAGCUGAUCUAGCUGGGUGGAUGAUGUAUACUUCAGGACAUGCUGAAAUUAGAGCACAAGAAUGGUAUACACUCACCUUAAUAAUUAAGGCAAGUAUUCCUAACCAGAAUGCCUAG
Molecule: messenger RNA, 2741 nt
Organism: Dipodomys ordii (Ord's kangaroo rat)
Lineage: Eukaryota; Metazoa; Chordata; Mammalia; Rodentia; Heteromyidae
Gene: Galc
Product: galactosylceramidase
Exons: 18
Coding region: 633-2741 (702 amino acids)
Biological process (GO): galactosylceramide catabolic process
Cellular component (GO): lysosome
Molecular function (GO): galactosylceramidase activity
Source: RefSeq, a predicted model, not a curated record